AUGCCUUCACGUCCGUGGACCGUCUUGCAUGCUGAUCUAUGUGGUCCUUUCCCUAGUGGUGAGUCGCUUCUGGUUUUAGUUGAUUCAUGUUCUCGAUGGCCAGAAGUUUUCAUUUUAAAGAGCACAACUGCAGCAGUCAUCAUCAAUCGCAUGAAAUCGUGCUUCGCUGUGCAUGGUCUCCCAGAAGCAAUCGUUACAGACAAUGGACCUCAAUUUGUGGCUGAAGAGUUUGAUUUGUAUCUUCGAGAGCACGGCAUCACACACCGUCGAGUAACACCUUAUUGGCCACAAGCCAAUUCCGAAGCCGAACGGUUUAACCGCACACUCGAGAAGGCCAUUCGCGCUGCAAAUAUUGAAGGAAAAGAUUGGAAAAGCGAGCUCAACACCUUCCUACUCAAUUACCGAGCAACAGCUCAUUGCACUACUGGCAAAUCACCCGCUGUUCUCUUGUUUGGUCGAGAGAUACGCACCAAGCUCCCGUCGUUGAACACUAGCCGUUCGCCAGCUUCAACGUCACCUGUUGUCGACCCCGCCAUUCUAGAGCGUGAUCGUUGUCAGAAAGCAAAGAUGAAGAAGUAUGCGGAUGAGAAAAGACGUGCAGCACCUUCCAACAUAAAGAGGGGUGACAAAGUUCUUUUGAAGCAAGAACGAAAGAAUAAAUUAUCCACAAAAUAUGACCCAGACCCAUAUAUAGUGGUAGGAACGAAAGGCACAAGUUUUCUUCUAAAGAGACGAGCUGAGCCCGAGAUAAUGAGGAAUUCGUCAGCAGUUCGCAAAUUGCCGCCGGAGGGAACAGAUAAUCAUCCACACGAAGCCAAACGGAAACCAGACCAAGUGGUUGAUACAACAACAAAGCCUAGACCCCAGCGACAGCGAAAACCUCCUGAAUAUCUUGGACAUGAAAAGUGA
Molecule: messenger RNA, 909 nt
Organism: Paramuricea clavata
Lineage: Eukaryota; Metazoa; Cnidaria; Anthozoa; Malacalcyonacea; Plexauridae
Source: the annotation of a GenBank genome assembly